Aspergillus ibericus CBS 121593 is the source of this 1221-nucleotide messenger RNA. RefSeq lists its product as uncharacterized. NCBI's taxonomy places the organism in Eukaryota, Fungi, Ascomycota, Eurotiomycetes, Eurotiales, Aspergillaceae. The record is from RefSeq and is a predicted model, not a curated record. The transcript is spliced from 2 exons. The coding region runs from base 454 to 810 and encodes 118 amino acids.
GGCGAUCAUCAAUUCCAGGAGUUUCCCCUGUUUACCGGGUCUAUCCAGUUUCUCUUCGCCUCGGGGAUGCCGCCGCUUGUUGUUUCUAUCUUCUCCGCACUUGACUGACGGACUCGCGCUCAUUAGCCAGCUUGCAUCACACCACUGCCUGCCUCGCCCGCCCUACCACCGGAUCUCCGGAGACCAGCCGGCCUGCCAGCGUGCACAGUAUAUCUACGAUCCCUCCUGCCAGCGCAGCGCACCACCACCCAUCCUCAAUCCUAAACCAAUCCUCCGAUCGUCGUGCAAACCCCUUCCCCGAUUAUACAUCUGCAGGGAGACCGGACCGCCUCUGACCGCCACACCGAUGCUUCCGACGCCAGCUGAAUAACCCAAUACCUACCUACCUACCUACCUCCAUAGCUAUACAACCGGUUUUACAAGAAGCCACCAACCAGAUCUUUCACCCCCAUUAUGGCGUGGUACUCCCUCCUCCCCGCCGACCUUUCCUACAUCGAAACCUGGGUUGUGCGCAUAUUCAUCUUCCUCGGUUUCGUGUGUAUAUUUCCUUGGGCGACGCUUCUAAUCUUCGAUAUAUGUUUGUAUGUGUGGCGGAUGGUGACGUAUGAGUUUCCGGUCGUGGGGGGUCGAGCGCGCGGAAAGCAACGACCCCGGGCGCCGAGUUUGAAUGAGCGGCCGGAUGGUCAGCCUCGAGUGUUGGUGGGUUUGGGAGGUGGGAGUAGUGGGAGGGAAGAGAAGGAGUGGGAGGUGGAAGAGUUGAAGAGGAGGGUGGUUGUUGGGGUUGGGGUGGAUACAACUGGUGGUGAGUGAGUGGGUAGAAUGGUAUAUUUAGGCGGUGGAUGUUCUAUAUGGCUGGGUGAUAUUGUUUCCGGGUGUUGGUGUCUGGCCUCCUGGUGAGAGCUUAUCGACUUUAUGCUUUGAUGCUUGGGUGCAUGCUGCUGAGGCGUGAUUGUGAUUUUAGCAUAUUAAUACCCUGUAUAUAUACUCUCUGUGGGUGAUUUAACGGCUGAUAUUUGUUUGUUUGGUGAAGCGUUCUGCUGGAGAUACCUGCUGUCUACUUUACUGUUCCUUCGUUGCUGAUAAUCCCUGGUCACAGGGGUUGCUCAUUGUUCAUGAUAUGCCAGAGGUGGCUCGUAUUAUUAGUACAUUUUAUCUCCUGUGUAUAGCUGCUCUAGUAUAUGAGACUGAUGCCUCUCACGUUUAGCUAGCACCGUGUUAAUG